UUCAGUCCCAAUACGCUGAAAAACUAGGUUUCACAUCUAAAACUCACUUUUGUCGCAGGUUGUUCCAGAGCCGAAUAGCACUAGGGAAGGAGAUCGCCGAGAACUAGAGUGUUGGAAAAUGGCCUCCAAUGCAGCAGUGCCGUUCUGGAGAGCAGCGGGUAUGACAUACAUAACUUACUCAAACAUAUGUGCAAAUCUGGUGAGGAACUGUCUCAAAGAGCCUUAUAAGACCGAAGCCCUCACUCGCGAGAAGGUCCAUUUUUCCGUCUCCAAGUGGGUCGAUAGCAAGCCCCAGAAACCCACUCUUCGUUCAGAUACACCUGAAGCAUGAUUGCUGAUGUUUCAUAUUUUUAAUGCAUAAAUGUGGAAUGGUCUUCUGCAAUAGUGUUCUCAUCUGCUUGUCUAUUUUGACAGAUUGAAAUUUGUUGGGCAUGUAACUUAAUUAAGACAAUGAUUAGGUUUCAGGGUAUUGAUCUUGUAAUAAUGGGAGCGCUAUUGGUCUACUCUUGAUCUGUUGCUCAAUCUACAGUGGUCAUUUCUCUUUCUCAA
Messenger RNA from Manihot esculenta (cassava), 549 nucleotides. Its product is annotated as ATP synthase subunit epsilon, mitochondrial. Gene Ontology annotation, biological process: proton motive force-driven mitochondrial ATP synthesis. Bases 119 to 331 code for a protein of 70 amino acids. The transcript has 2 exons. Gene Ontology annotation, cellular component: mitochondrial inner membrane. Gene Ontology annotation, molecular function: proton-transporting ATP synthase activity, rotational mechanism. Lineage: Eukaryota; Viridiplantae; Streptophyta; Magnoliopsida; Malpighiales; Euphorbiaceae. The record is from RefSeq and is a predicted model, not a curated record.